CGAAUCUCUGCCUUUUCUAUUAAUAGUUUUCUAUUGGAUUCAAAUUUCUUCCACCUGAAUCCCAGUUUGUCUAUUUCCUUGCGUAGUGUUUCUUUACACCCUUUGUAAUUGGCAACUUCGCCGCAAGGUAGGUAUGCGCUUCUCUGUUAUAUGGUAGUUGAUGAUCGUUCUCCGUAACAGCCCUUGGUCAAAACCAUCGAGAGCCACCUUAGUUUUGAUGUUUGUUCUCUUUGGUUUUGGGAAUGAAACUGCCACAUGCUCUUUUAUAUUUCGCGCUUCUUUUUUUACACGCCUUAUGGAAGACCGGCUCACCCCUGUUGCGGCAGAGACACGUUCUUGUACCUAGAAUUUACAAUAGUAUUGCAAAAACGUAUUAAACCGGAUUUUACAGACCGAAUGAACAUAAUUAUGAAGGCCUUACUUUGUCUAUAGGAAUAGUCACUCGAUCUG
Molecule: messenger RNA, 450 nt
Organism: Acanthoscelides obtectus
Lineage: Eukaryota; Metazoa; Arthropoda; Insecta; Coleoptera; Chrysomelidae
Source: the annotation of a GenBank genome assembly